AUGAUGGACGAUUAUCAACAGUUAAAAAGUAAAUAUGAAAGAUUAUGUGUGGAAUUCAAAAAGCUUCGUUCAAAGUAUAAAACGUUAAAAGACAAUGAAAAUGAAUUAAACCAACAACUACAGGAGAAACUAUUACAAAAAGAUUUAUAUAUUGAAAAAUUAAAACAAGAAAUUGAACAAUUAAAAGUAAAUAAUCAUAAUAUUUCUAUUAAUGGAAUUACAAAUGAAAAUUCAACGAAAUUAUCAUUAUUACUUAAUAAUAUUAACAAGAAUAAUGAUCAUUCAAGUCUUAUUGAUACUGUCAAUGUAAAUGAAGUGGUAAAGAAAUCUAUCAUUACUCAGGAAGUAAAUAAUAAUUUGCAUCAAACGACACUAUCAGAUGCUUCUUAUACACCUAUCCAUAUCACAAAACAUAAUUCAUUUCCCAUGGUAACUAAUGAUAAUUCAACAAAUUCGAUUCUAUCAUCUCCCACUAAUAUUUGUCAUGAUAUUAUUGUGGAUACCUAUAAUAAAUCAUCCAGUUUAAAUUUACUUCCAUCUAAAUCUUUAUUAUCAUCGUUAUCAUCAAAAUUACCAUCUUCAUCUUCAUCAUCAUUUCUAUCUGAAGACACAUUAAUGAUAACAAAUACAACAAUAUCUAUCCCUACAACUUCUACUCCUAGUACUACUACCACUACUACUCCUACUUCUACUCCUAGUACUACUACUUCUACUUCUACUCCCAGUACUACUACUCCUAUAUCUACUCCUAGUACUACUAUUACUACUACUACUUCUACCCCCAGUACUACUACUUCUACUCCUAGUACUACUACUUCUACUUCUAUUCCUAUUUCUACUCCUAGUACUACUACUACUACUACUUCUACUCCCAGUACUACUACUACUACUACUUCUACUCCUAGUAUUACUACUUCUACUUCUACUCCUAUUUCUACUCCUAGUACUACUACUACUACUUCUACUCCUAGUAUUACUACUUCUACUUCUACUCCUAUUUCUACUCCUAGUACUACUACUACUACUACCCUUAAUCUUUCAUCUUCUUAUGAUCAAGAUUGGACAUUCAUUGUAAAUACAGAAGAGAAAUUAAUUGAACAAUUUGUACAAUUAUUAAAUAAUUGGAUCAAUUCAUUAAAAACAAAUCAAAAUUUAUCAUUUAUAAAUAAAGAAAAAAUAGAUCCUAUUCUUAUGAAUCGUAUUACACAAUUAGAAAGUCAAUUAUGCGAAAUUUCAUUACAAUAUCAAUUGGAACGUAAACGUCGAUUAAAAGAACAAUCACAGUCCGAAACAAAAGACGACGCUAAGCCUAUUGUUCACAAUAGUCAGGUGAGUGAUUCAAACGAUCCUGAACAAUUAUCUAAUAGUAGUAAUGGAAAAUCUGAUGAAACUCCUAAUCCACAUAAAGUAAUAAUGAAACGUUUACAUAAAGCUAUUGAAGAAUCAAUUUAUUUCGCUUCAAGAGCUAAUCUCUUACAGGAUGAAUUAGAAUCUUUUAUCCCAUGGAUAUUACAACUUCUUCAUUUACAUCAAAAACAACAAUAUGAAAUGAAAACAAUGAAACAAUAUAAUGAACAAUUAAAACAACAAUUAGAAUUAAUUAAAACAAAUACAAUCAAACAAAUUAAUGAAAUGGCUAAACAUAUAAAUAAUUUAACUGAAGAAUUACAAACAAUUCGAUUAAAUUCAUUAACAAAUCAUCAUUCUCAUAAUAGUUUUAAUAAAGAACAACAACAACAACAAUCAAAUUGUUUAUCACUUCAUUCAAAUGAUAAUCAAGUUAAGAAAACUACAUUAUUUAAUGUAUUGAGAAAAUGAUCUGUUGUGUGUAUAUAUACACCUUCCAUAUUGCCUCCAUUCAUUUUAACAACUCACGUAAUCAUCAUAAAUAUCAAUCCAAUUUCAAUCGAUUAUAUCCCAAUAUGUAUAUUAACAGAUAUCAUUAUGAUGAUUCGAUAUAUAUAUAUAUAUAUGGUUUAUUUCUUUUCUUGUCUCUAUUGUACUAUCUGUAAAAAAGGGAUUGGAUUCAUUGUGUCUGUGUCUGUGUCUCUGUGUGUAUGUACUAUAAACCCCUAUUUUAUUGAUUAUUGAUUAUGUAACAUUAAAUUUUUUCUUAUUGUUUUCAUAUUUAGAUAAACAAAUUAUUGUAAAACACAACAGCAGCAACAACAACAGAUUUUUCAGUUUUUCUAUAAUCAUGUUUUUCAUUAACAAUAUUUAAAUAGUUUUAAGAGAAAGAGAGGGGGGGAACUUCUUUAAAAAAUAAAAAAAAAAUUUUUCUCGUUGCCAAGUUUUGUUUCUAUUUAAAAAUAUUAUUCUGAUAUUUAUUGAUUAGCAGGAUUAAUUUUGUUUAUCUUUUUUCUUUUAAAAAAUUUAUUUGAUAAAAGAAUUAAAAUUUUAUUCUAAAAAAAUAUACGAUUUUUUCAACUUGGAAACUUAAUAAUUG
Molecule: messenger RNA, 2446 nt
Organism: Schistosoma bovis
Lineage: Eukaryota; Metazoa; Platyhelminthes; Trematoda; Strigeidida; Schistosomatidae
Source: the annotation of a GenBank genome assembly